Messenger RNA from Mizuhopecten yessoensis (Yesso scallop), 2853 nucleotides. RefSeq lists its product as uncharacterized. Gene Ontology annotation, biological process: signal transduction. The coding region runs from base 133 to 1572 and encodes 479 amino acids. Gene Ontology annotation, molecular function: protein binding. The transcript is spliced from 4 exons. Lineage: Eukaryota; Metazoa; Mollusca; Bivalvia; Pectinida; Pectinidae. The record is from RefSeq and is a predicted model, not a curated record.
AUUUAUUUUCGGGAGUUUGACCACAUCAUCACCGACCCCCAGUGGCUUGCUGAUUUCUUCAGCAUCCUGAUUACCGACGACCAGUUCCUCCCAAAAGGCGACCUUCUCCUGACCAAAGACCUGGACUUGUACAUGACAAAGGGUGAACUGACUGACAAGUUGAUCGACGGUCUUCUUAGUCUGGAAAAGAACCAAGAUUUCUUUCCUUACAAGUCCGCUCUCCUGCCGCUGAUGGUAAAGUUCGGACUAAUAGUAAAGAUACUAAUGUCGGGAACCACUACAGAAAAUGCAGAGUUCAGUAAGACGUACACCAUUCCGAGCAAACUGAUGGAGCUUCAAAGCAUUGAUGAUAUAACCAAAGAAGUCAGCAUCUUUAAACAGAGAAACCUUGCUGUCUCCAAAACCUUAUGCUUCGUGUUUAAAGAUGUUUACGUCCCAGAUGAACUUUUCCAUAGAAUCUUUGCCCAGAUCAUGAGAAGGUACAGAGCAGUGUCACUGUCAACAGACACUUUCUAUGAGCGUGACCAGGUGACAGUAGGCAACACCACUUGUCUAUAUUUGGGCUUUGGAUGUUUCAAAGUCGAUGACCUUUGCAGAAUGAUCGUGUCCAUGCACGCAGAGCGGUCAGCAAUCGCUGUGACUGUGAUCAGUCCAACAGAAUCUCAGCUUCCCGCAGACUCUGGACAGCGUAUUAGGCUCUCGAUCGAACGAAUUCUACUUGAGACGUUGCAAAUGAGUAACCAGCAACACUUUGAGUACGCACAUCAGCUGCACUGCAACUUCCACCUGAGUCCAUACGACACCCCAGUACAGCUGUACGGCGUCAUCCACUCAGAAAGGGGCGUGCCCUGUCAAGGCGGAGAAUGCCUAGGCCAACACCGACUGUCCAGAACAGACACAACGUUUUGGAACAUCACAGAGGUUUCUGCAUGGUUUCAAGGCAAUGGGAAUAUCGCAGGAACAACGGGGGUUGAACCGAAUACCUCUGACAGGAGGCCGUCUCCUCGAGAACUUAGUCGUCUGUCCCGUCUAAUCAACUCGUCUCACAUUGAGCAGUUCUUUGUGGAGCUUGGGCUUCCUAUUCUAGAAGUUGAGCAUACAAAAUGGGAGUGCCGCAACUUACUAGGAAUCACCCUCAUUACCAAGCUGUUCCUUAAAUGGACAAUCGCCUAUCCGAAUAAGACGAUCCAUGACAUCCAACAAGCUAUGGAGGCGGUUGAUAUGGCGACUGACCGUAUCAACGACGCACUAGGAACAGAUGAGGAAUCCCAGGUUCAAGAUAUGGUGCCAUUUGAGGUUUGGAAUAGAGUCCCAUCUGAGGAUGAAAUAAGGAAAAUCGUAAAUUACAUCGACAAAAUGUACUUCAAUAUGUGCCUGGAGCUCGGAUUGUCACCCCCAACUAUAGCGCAAUGUGAACUUUGUCAUCCUACCGACUUCAGGACAAGAAUGAGUGCUCUCCUUCGGUGUUGGAUAGACAGAUACCAGACAGAGGCAACCAUAGGCAGGUUGCUGACAGCCAUGAAGGUUUGUCAGAUGGACUGGCAUACAACAGCAACAAUCUGGUCACCCUGAUAAAGACGAAAUAUGUGAUCUUGUGAAACUAAUUCUUGUGAUUCUGGAUAAGAACACACCUGGUGAUGUUUACUUUCUGAUAACAAAGCUUUAAUAGGACCAUGGAAAAGAGUUUCACAGAAAUGUUUCUAUGAAUUUCAGAGACCUAAUAUUUGACAGUUUAGACAAGGAAAAUAAUCGCUGGUGAACAUUUUAUUAUUCAGGAGACCACUAUAUAGUGAUUCGUAAUAGUGCAUAUACCUUUCAUCUCCAGGAAUAAAUAUUUCGCGAUUUUGCUCCGUGAUCAAAACUCUAUUGAAAAACAUUAUCGUAUAGUCACAAAUCUUAUACUGAGACAUCUUUCUAUCAGCAGUGCAGAAAAUUGAAAAGGUUCAAUGUCCUUAUACUAUCAUAGGAAGUUAAUAUUAAUGAAAUGUAUGCACUAUGUGAUUUAAGAUACUGAGGUAUUUCUAACACAUUCCUUUUUCUUUAAUCGAAAUACUUUCCGUGUAAUUGAGUGAAUUACAAAAUUAACUGAUUAGAGCACAUGUUAAACUACCAACGUUAAGCGCAUUUGUUUAUUUGUCUUCAUUAAAAUCACUUUAUUAUUCACAUGCUACCCUUUGAAAUAUAGUGAUAACUCAUCUGACCGUGUUCAACUUUGGUAUAACUUUGAGCAAAUAAAAUUAACUUUAUUCACUUUAACAUGCAUAAUUCUCUCCUUACAUCAAAUCAAAUGAGGGUGAACACAUUUAACCAUUGUUUACCAUUCUGUAUUGUUUCCUUAAUAUUUCAUAGAUAGUAAUUCGUUUUCAUUAGUGUACUGUAUACGUUUGGGUGUUUUUUUUAACUCUAGGAAUCUUUAAAAGUGUAUACUUUUCAAUUCAUUUUUUUCUGAUUUUGUUUUUACUUUAAUGUUGAACAUAUGUGCACCAAUAUGCAUAAUUAUGUUUAUUAUUUCUAUGUUCAUGUAUAUUUUACACGUUGUAUUGAAUGAGUGAUUUUUUAUUUCAUGUUGAUUAUUAGAAGAUGUAAUCUGCGAACUCUUGGAUUUGAUAACAGCAGAUGUGUAUUGUCAUAAUAUCCUAAACCAAAGUUAGCGUUUUUUGUCUUAUGAUCAACGUUCAGCACUAUAAUCAAUGUAUUUAAAGUAGUAUCCCUAUACACAGACUGUACAUUACAGUAAACCUUAUUUUCAGCACGCCCGUUGCUAAGAGUUUAAAAGACCUCACGAUAAUACCCUUAUUGUAUAAUGUUAACAUAACAAUUCUUGAUUAAAUUUAUACUGAUGAAGAUUUAGGA